Molecule: messenger RNA, 4934 nt
Organism: Acanthochromis polyacanthus (spiny chromis)
Lineage: Eukaryota; Metazoa; Chordata; Actinopteri; Pomacentridae
Product: gastrula zinc finger protein XlCGF26.1-like
Exons: 4
Coding region: 839-2641 (600 amino acids)
Biological process (GO): negative regulation of transcription by RNA polymerase II
Cellular component (GO): nucleus
Molecular function (GO): RNA polymerase II transcription regulatory region sequence-specific DNA binding; DNA-binding transcription repressor activity, RNA polymerase II-specific
Source: RefSeq, a predicted model, not a curated record
AACGACCUGCAAAAUGCAGACAGUUAAAAUAUGUGUUUGCAGUAUGUACGAGUGUAACUAGUGAGAACUACAUUACCCAUGAUUCAUUUCAGGCCACGUUCUGGUAUUCAGCCAAUGUGUGUUUAAAAUAUUUGAGGGUGUAUUGUAAGCCAAUCAGAACUCACUUUGUUGGGGGGUUGAGAGAAUAACAGGAAGAGGAAAAAAACGGCGCGACGGAGAAGCCAGUUACGUUGGAGCAGCAGAGAGGGAAGGGGCGCACGAGUUUGGUGAAAGACCGCAGACGUCGAGCAGAGAAAACAAAAACUUGAACAUUUUUAGCAAGCUUGCCUAUCAGAGACAGUGGUUGUCGGCACUGGUCGCUGCUUCUGUGCAUCGGAGGAGCUGGAGGAGUUCGCUGGAGGCUCGUGUGUGCAGUUGGGCCGCUGCUGUGCUGCUGCUGCGUCGGCUUCAUCAUCGAUUCGUCGGGAUCUGCGAGAAAAGCUACCUUUCUUCCUGGAGGCACAACCAGGAUCGUUCGCCGUGCUCAGGGAUAAUUGUUUAUUUGUGCACCAGCUCUGGGCCCUAACAAACAAAACCAAGCGCUUGGUAUCACACAUACAACUGAACUUUAAACUAUCAAACUGUGACUGUUGAUCCUGUUAACCACCACACAGUCGGAGCACCGAGCUGCAGAUGCUGCGUUUGGAGAACGUGUCUUUUCUGCACGGAGCUUUUCUACCCAUCUUCCUCGAUGUGUACCUGCUCAACUGGAGAGGUGAUUGGCAGGAGGAGGAGAGUCUGACGGAGGAGCAGAGGAAUGUUGGCAGCCAUUUAGUCUGAGCUCAACAACGGAGGAAACAUGGAUUCUUCACAAAAAAAAUGUAAACGCAGCAAUGGAGUGAGAUGUCGGACCUCUGAGGAGGAUAAGGAUGGUUCGGCAACAACAGCAAAAAGAGAUGAAUCACUGAGUUGUGACCAAUGUGGCAAGACUUUUAUCACAGCAAAAAAGCUAAGAAUUCACAAAUAUGUUCACACUGUGGACAAACCAUUCAGCUGUGAUCAGUGUGGAAAGGCUUUUCCUACCAAGGCUCAGUUAAAAAGCCAUCAACUCAUUCACAGUGGAGUUAAAUCGUUCACCUGUGAUCAUUGUGGAAAGGCUUUUACUCACAAGAGUAAUCUAACAAGACAUCAACUUUUUCACAGUGGAGUUAAACCAUUCAGCUGUGAUCAGUGUGGAAGGGCUUUUAGUCACAAGGAAGGGUUAAGAAGUCAUCAACUCGUGCACAGUGGAGUGAAACCAUUCAGCUGUGAUCAGUGUGGAAAGACUUUUACUCAUAAGUGUAACUUAAAAAGCCAUCAACUCAUUCACAGUGGAGUUAAAUCAUUUAGCUGUGAUCAGUGUGGAAAGGCUUUUACUAAGAAGAGUCACUUAAAAACACAUCAACUCAUUCACAGUGGAGUUAAACCUUUCAGCUGUGAUCAGUGUGAGAAGGCUUUUACUCACAAGGGUAUGUUAAAAAGACAUCAACUCAUUCACAGUGGAGUGAAACCAUUCAGCUGUGAUCAGUGUGGAAAGGCUUUUAGUCAGAAGAGUGCUCUAGCAAAUCAUCAACUCAUUCACAGUGGGGUUAAACCAUUCAGCUGUGAUCAGUGUGGAAAGGCUUUUAUUCUGAAGAGUAAUCUAGUAAAUCAUCAACUCAAGCACAGUGGAGUUAAACCAUUCAGCUGUGAUCAGUGUGGAAAGGCUUUUACUCAGAAGAGUACGUUAAAAAGUCAUCAACUCAUUCACAGUGGAGUGAAAUUGUUCGGCUGUGAUCAGUGUGGAAAGGCUUUUCCUCUGAGGAGUGUGUUAAGAAGUCAUCAACUCAUUCACAGUGGAGUUAAACCAUUCAGCUGUGAUCAGUGUGGAAAGGCUUUUACUCAGAAGAGUCACUUAAAAACACAUCAACUCAUUCACAGUGGAGUUAAACCAUUCAACUGUGAUCAGUGUGUGAAAACCUUUACUCAACAUGAACAGUUGUUGAUCCAUCAAUGCCCCCAUUCUGGUAGAAAGCGGUACCACUGUGACUCCUGUGAAAAAACUUUCAAUGACCAAUGGACCUUAAAACGUCACCAACGCAUCCACACUGGACAGGAUGUGUACGUAUGUGAUUACUGUGGCGAACCAUUUGUAUUGUACUUAGAGUUAAAAGCUCAUGAAGUGACCCACACUGGGGUUAAACCAUACGUUUGUGACCAGUGUGGGAAACGCUACAGCUACAUUGCAAACCUCAAAGUUCACCAACGUGUCCACACUGGGGAGAGACCGUACAGAUGUGACGAGUGUAAGAAGACUUUUACAACUUGGUAUUCCCUGAAACAACACCAGCAGAUCCACACCAGAAAGAAAGCAUUCAAUCAGUGUCACAGUGAGCAGAAUGGAAGAGAUGGACAAAACUCUCAGACUUGUCAGCACUCUGCCAAUGGUGAACAGUGCUGCUUCGACCAGUCUGGAUCAACGUCCAACCAACAAGGAACCCUACAACGACACCAGCGUAUGCACACUGGACACAGACUGAACCCCUGCCAAGAAGAUUUCUCCAUGCAGGGUUCAGUAAAAGUUCAUGAAGUCCUCCACAAGCUUAAAGUCCUUGAGAUCCGGCUUCACAGAAUUCAGGUCUAAUUUUUUUGUUUAGUGUCUUUGUUCCUUCUUUGCAAAAUCCAUUAAGAGGAAAGCUGUUGGUAACGGACGUGACUGGUAAAUUAAUUAAACCAUUCAAAGUGGUUACUCAGUUAAAUUAAUUAUCAGUGGUAGAGGGAUAUGAUUUCUGGAUGGAGGCAGUGAGCAGAGGGGGAAUUUCCUUGAUUACCAGCUUAAUGGUUCCUCAGAUCCCUCUGGGCUGCAGGAACCCGUUAGAUGCAGAGCUGGUUCAGUGAUUCUCUGAUGAUUCUUCAUAAUUAAGUUAGGAGAUUAGUGGCUUUAGUCUGUCUAUCUAAUCUAUCUAUCUAUGAGUUGAAAUAUAAAAACAUGAAGUGUUCUAUGAAAAGUCCAGUCUUUGAAAGCUGACGUAGUUUAGAAUCAUUUCUUUGUAAAUUAGCUGCAUCCAGUCAUUACCAUGACAUUGGCAUCAUGGAACCGUGGCCACAUGUAUGGGUCUGGAGAUAAUGGCAUUUUAAAACGGCACAUUUUCAUUCUUUGACAGAUACAGUGAGGAAAUAAGUUUUCAGACACCCUGAAAAUUUUUACACAGUCUUAAAUAUUAUUGUUGUAGGAAUACUGAAAAGGCCCUGGAAUUCCUCAGCUGAUCAAAACUCAGAUAAGCUGUCCCUCUCCAGCACUGACCAACACCCCUCUCUAUAGGAAGAUUGAGACAUUUGUAUUUCUGUAGGUUUUCAUUCACAGAAGGAUGGAGCUCCUGUGAACAUUUAAACCCCUGGAAUAACUUUUUCUUUUUAAAGACAAUGACUUUCAAUUAUAUGCUAUGGAUGUCUUGUUUAAUGAACUUUCAUGCUAAAAUCCCUUUUCAGCUUUAGGAGACCCUCAGUCGGAGACGUCUCUGCAUUCCACAGAUCAGAUAACAAGUCGUAAAACUUUAUGGCUGAAGGCUGGAGUCACCCUCUCUCUCUCUUUGACUGAAACAAAGAGACUGGAACUGAACUGAAAAAAAGGAACCCUUGCCAAAUUAAUAUUUCUGGAAUGUAUUUUGUGUUUACAGAAUUACCAAUGUCAAUGGAAAUCAUUCAUCGUUAACAUAUCCGAAAAUCACUAUUCUAUCUUUCACAGAAGCUGAUUUAUUAAUUUGUCAUGUUUAAUCUGAUUCCUUCUUUAUUACUCCUAUUUAGGUUGAAAGGAUGAGUUCUUGUGUUUAUCCAUUACCAAAUGUAUGACUUGUUAAAUGUAUGACUGAGAUCUUCACGGUGAUAUAUAUUUCUCAUAUCCAUAAACACAUAGUUAUGAAUGAAAUAAUUCACAUAAUAUGAACAUAUGUAUCAAUCUACACACAUUUCUCUUUCACACAACUGAAAUAUGGUGGAGAGAGACAGAUCGUUUACUGUUCGAACGUCACAUACUCUAUCCAUUUUGGCUCAUUUCCUUUUUCUGGCACUGAAAGUUUCUUUCUCCGCCUCUGACCUUUAUAAGCCUAAGCAGCCCCCUCCUUCUCGCUCUUCUCUUCCUCAUCUGGCCCUGAGAGGCCAACCAAAGUCUCUCUCAUUUUCUCUAUCUAAAGCGCGUUUUUCUUUAUCUUUUUAAGUUCUCUUCCUUUCAGAGUGUUAACUAUUUAUUUCUUCAAUUUUUGGAACAUUAGUCUAGACAUUUUGCUCACGUUAAGCCGAAUUUUAUUCGUUUAAUCUGGAGAACCGAUUCAGAACCAGCAUUUAUUUUUCUUAAUUUUGACAGUUUUUCAUCAAACAUCGGUUUUUCUUGGCUAAGACUGAGAGCCAUCGUUUUUUUUUUUUUUAAAUCAAGCGGCAUUAAACCCAGCGCCAUUCAGCUGUGACCUCCGUAGACCUGUUGGACCAGGUCCAUUUGCACAGAAUCAAUCAACCCGUGGCAGGACAUCCAAGCGUGGCCAUGACGACGACACACUGCUCCGAACCUGCUGCUUCUCUGAAGGCCCGCAAGUCCCAGCCCCAUGACGGUUCACUUCAAGAUCCAGCUGAGUUUGCUCUGAUUCCAUUCUAUGGGCGAUGUACUAACCGCUUGGUCAAUUAAUUCAUUUAAUCAAUUUAUUCUUUUACAAAUCAUUAGAAUUCUUCAUCCAAAUUACCGGUUACCUCGUCAGGUUAGCUCUGGCUAAUCCUCACCAUAUUUCCUUCUCUGUCACACAUACUUCCACAUCUCUCACACACGCACAGACCACACACACACUCCCACAUUCCACACAUGCACACACACACACCAUAUCUACAUUGUCUAUAGUUCACUUGUCAUUAUUUUCAUAGAAUAGUUAAUAAAUACCUCAUUUUAGAUCAAA